AGAGGGGGAGAGAGAAGCAGAGCGCGAGGUCGGCGCAUGCGCACGUAGACCUGAAGAAGAAGAAGAAAGAGGAGACCCCCCUUUCUCGGGGAAAGGCAAAAAAAAAAAGUCUGCACAAAAGUCCCGCCGCGCUUCGCGGGGCUCGUAUUAAGCUGGCGGGAGCGCCCAUGAGUGUAUUCUACAUAGGCGCAAGAGGAGAAUCUUACCAGAUUCAGCCUUAGAAUGGACAGUUACUUCAAAGCAGCAGUCUCAGACUUGGACAAGCUACUUGAUGAAUUUGAGCAGAAUGCAGAUGAACUUGAAAACAACAAAAUUGUAAAUCCACAUGAUUCCAAAUCUCACUUUCUUUCUUCAGAAUUAGGUUACCAGCAACCAAAAUUCCUGGGACCAAAUGUGCAAGAAAAUAUUGGUAGUUGUACCACAUCAACUGAGCUCUCAUUGUCUAGUCAGACUACAAAUGUAGCAAACUUUGAACUGAACACUGAACAGAAUGAGAAAAAUGUCACUGGGUUAGAUCUUCUGUCUAUGGUGGAUGGUGGUUCUUCAGAUAAAAAUCAAUCUUCUUGCCUUGGGCGAUGUAGCAUACCCAUCUGUGAUCUUAUCAGUGACACAGGUAAUUUGAGCCAUGUGAAAAGUAAUUUGGAGUGCAUUCAAAAGUUGCAACCAGGUGACUUUCAGACCAAUACAAACUCUCUUACUGGUUUUGAUUUAUCAUUGGUAACAGCCACUGCUUGUAACUUGUCUGUUAAUUAUAGUGUGGGUUCUGGCACACAUCAACAGACUGAUGAAGAUACAGCACUGUAUAAUAAGGAAGAUAGCACAACUGAAAAACAGAGCCAAGUGGCACUAAAGACAGACAGCCUUUCUGAAGCAAGUGAAGUGGAAUCUUGUGGGGCUCAAGAAAAGACGGAAACUUUGGAUAACAAUGAAGUAGUUGAUCAGAUAGAACAAACUACAGGCCUGGAGAGGAUAUCAGCUUUAAUAUCCCAACUAACGCCAACUGUACAAAGUUCCAAAGAUGAGCUAAUGUGUGAAAAACUGCCUUGUGAGUUGUUAGUAGAUGAAAAUAGUGCAGAAAGUGAAACGAUACAUGGAGAAAGUGGCAAGCAAGCUAUUUCAAAAGAAGAUAAGAUUGAAUCUGAAGCCUCUAACCUGCCAAAGACACGUGGGUUGAAUAACACCAGCUUAAUAUUGCCUAAAGAAGAGACUUUAUGUGCCUCCUCACUUCAAAUUGAUAAUACGUUGGUAUUGGAUAAAACACCCACCCCUGAGGAAAAUAUCUCUAGUGCAGAAGAGAAAACCAAUGCAACUGCAAAGAUAGUUUCAACAUCGGAGGCCUCUGAAGAUGUACAGACUUCAUUGUCCUGUCUUCCACUUGCUGUUUCUAUAUGUGGAUCACUAGUUUCAACUGAUGACACAAGUGGAAAAACUGCUCAGAGUGAAGCAGCAGAUGUCAUUAGUGAUGUAACUGUGCACACAGAAAAAUAUAACAAUGGCCUUCCUAAAGAAGAAUUGUUUAACAGAAUAGAAGCUUCUGAACAAGAUGGAAAUCUAAACAAACCCAUCCAGUGCUGCCUAGAGAAGCCUUUCUUUACAGAUAGCGAGAAUGUGGGUUUUGACAACAUUACUAGUAAAUGUGAUCUUUUCCAAUACCAAGAUUCUGCUGCUACUUCUAGUAGUUCUUUGGUUACUGAAACAUGCAGCAAUGUUUUGCCCACUGACAUUGGUGAUAGAGCUUCAAUUGAUCUAGCUAUAGAAGAAGACAUUAUUGGAAGUGAUAUGCUAAUUAGUGAUGCUGAACUUGAUGCCUUCUUAACUGAGCAUUGUUCUGAAGUGAUCCAUUCAAAGCCUCUGGAAGAAGAUACUGAUGAUGGACUGUCGGAAUCUGAUGUGAUUUAUGAUAACUUAAUAGAUGCUAACAAACUGAAUGUCAGAAGUGAUAGAUUACAAGUAGAAACGGAAUUUAAGAAGAGGGAAGCUUCCGUUGAUAACAAUUGUAUAGUUUCCAAUUCUGAACCUAGAUUGGGGAUUCUGGGGGGGAAAGGAACACGGCAGGUUCAACAAGAGACUUCAGAUCACAUAAGUGAAACUGCAAAUGAAAUUUCAGACCUCGCAAGCAGCCAACAGAUGGUGCACAGUGGAGGUGCAAGGCCAAAACAGUUGCAAAACUUUUCACCAAAAUCCAAACUCUCUUCUGAGCUUAGUAGUCCAAAUAAACUUGAGAGUGAGCCCCAAGUGAUAAAUUCCACAAUCUCAAAUACCUCUCUCUCAGAUACUAAAAUCAGUUCUGAUUCAAACUUCAGAUUUAAUAAUGGUGACACACAAAGCUGCUUGGAAAACAAAGGUAGUGUCUCACCUGUGAUCUCAGAACCUGUUCAAGUAGUAGAACAAGCUGUAGUCCCAGGGGACAAGCAGCCAUCCUGGGUUCCUGAUUCAGAAGCACCAAACUGCAUGAAUUGUCAAGCCAAGUUCACAUUUACAAAAAGAAGACACCAUUGCCGUGCUUGUGGGAAAGUUUUUUGUACAGCCUGUUGUAAUCGGAAAUGCAAACUUCAGUAUCUGGAUAAAGAAGCAAGAGUCUGCAUAAGCUGCUAUGAGUCCAUUAACAAAGCACAGGCACUAGAAAGGAUGAUGAGCCCAACAGGUCUUGUGCCCAAUUCUGGUACCUCUGAAUAUUCAACUGUUUCACCUCUGCAGGAAGCGCAGACAACCGGGUUGUGCCCUAAAGAACAGAAAAGAGUUUGGUUUGCAGAUGGUAUUUUGCCUAAUGGGGAAGUUGCUGACACAACAAAAUUGUCAUCUGGAGUCAGAAGAUCCCCACAGGAACCAUAUCCUGUUGGAAGUUCAACAAAUGACACUGUCUGUGCAACUGAUAUCAAACCAAAGGAUGAAAUGCAUAUUGCUGGACAAACUGAGAACUUCAGUUCUCCUACUUCUUUUGAUCCAGAAGAAGAUAUCCUGUCCCCCGUAGGACAACCUGAGUUGUCAUGUAAUUCUGACUGUCCGAUUCCUGCUAUUGCUGAAUUCCCCACUAUUGUUGAACCAGUAAAGCAUCUUGUUCCUGCCACAACUAAUGAAGCUAGUGAUGUAACUGCUAGUCCAUUAGAUUACAGGAUGCUUUGUGGUAUUGAAAACUGUGUUAGCAAGGAGAUCAGCCUUAUUCCUGAGGAUAAUGGGUUGCCUCCUCUUCUGCUUGCAAGAGGAGAAAAGGGAGAAGAAUCCUUAAUAGAAGAACAUCCUUCUCAUAAGCAAGUCACUUUACUACUUGAAGAACCUAAUCCACUAACAUUCAUCCUGAAUGCAAAUCUUCUUGUGAAUGUCAAGAUACUGCCUUAUUCUUCAGAAAGGUGCUGGUACUUCUCAACUAAUGGACUGCAUGGUUUGGGGCAGGCAGAAAUUAUUAUACUGUUACCUUGUUUGCCAAAUGAAGAUGAUGUUCCUGAAGAAAUAUUCAAAUUAUUUAUUAAUAUAUAUAAGGAUGCCACGAAAGGAAAAUUCAUAGGAAAUUUGGAAAAUAUUACUUUCACUGAAGGCUUUCUUGGAAGCAAGGAGAAUGGUGGAUUCCUAUUUAUUACACCAACUUUUCAGAAACUGGAUGAUCUUGUACUACCCAAAAAUCCUUUUUUAUGUGGUAUUCUUAUUCAGAAGCAAGAGGUGCCAUGGGCAAAAGUGUUUCCAAUUCGCUUAAUGUUGAGAUUAGGAGCAGAAUAUGGAGUGUACCCAACUCCUUUGACAAGUAUUAGACAUAGGAAGUCAUUGUUUGGAGAAAUAGGACACACAGUCAUGAAUUUACUUGUUGAUCUUCGGAAUUAUCAAUAUACAUUGCAUACAAUAGAUAAUUUAUUUAUUCAUAUGGAAAUGGGUAGAAGCUACAUUAAAAUACCUCUGAGGAGAUAUAAUGAGGUGAUGAAAGUCAUAAAUACUUCUAAUGAGCAUGUCAUUAGCAUUGGAGCCAGUUUUAGUCCUGAAGCAGAUUCUCAUUUAGUUUGUAUACAGAAUGAUGAUGGAGCCUAUCAGACACAAGCAAACAGUGCUACUGGACAGCCUAGGAAAAUUACAGGUGCAAGCUUUGUUGUGUUCAAUGGAGCCCUAAAAACAUCUUCUGGAUUCCUUGCUAAAUCUAGUAUUGUUGAAGAUGGAAUAAUGGUUCAAAUAACUCCAGAGAUUAUGGAUGGCUUGCGUCAAGCUUUAAGGGAAAAAAAGGACUUUAGAAUUACGUGUGGCAAAGUUGACUCUGGAGAUCUGAGGGAAUAUGUAGAAAUUUGUUGGGUAGAAAAUGAAGAAAAAACAAAUGUGAGAGUUACAAGCCCAAUAGAUGGGAAAUCAAUGGAAGGAGUUCCAAGUGAAAAAAUUGUCCAAGAAGAAUAUUUUGAAAUGGACAAUAAACUUGUAAAGUGUACAGAAGUGUUCUAUCUCUUAAAGGCCAGUGACGUAUUCAGUCAUGCUCAACAAUUUGCUAAAGAAAUUGCAUUGGCUUCUUGUAUGGCCCUUCGCCAACAUCUCAAAACCCUGAAAAGUCAUGGAAUGAACAAGAUAGGCCUGAGAGUCUCCAUGGAUACCGAUAGGGUGGAAUACCAGGCAGGAUCUGGAGGCAAGCUUCUACCCCAGCAUUACCUAAAUGAUCUGGAUAGUGCUUUGAUCCCAGUGAUUCAUGGUGGGACAUCAAAUGCUACAAAUCUACCAAUGGAAAUGGAAUUAAUAUUUUUCAUCACUGAAUCUCUUUUAAUAUAACAGGCGUGUAUGUUAUACUGCAGUGGACUGAAUUGCUAGCACUGACCAAUACCAAAGCAGUUAGAUGGAUGGAAUAUUCAGGUUUUAUUUUUUUUAAAAGCCAAUGAUUUAGUAACAUAUCUUUAAUAACAUUUUACCUUUUUAAAAUGUGAGCAUGUUCCUCCUUAAUGUCAACAUGAAAUAUCAUUUUAAAAACUUGACCAUUAUCUAACGUUCUGAAAGUUUACACUUAAUACAGCCCAGUAAAAGGCAAGAAAGGAUUAAAACUAGCUUGUGCGUGCAAAAUACUGAAGGAUAUCCAUCUAUCAUUUACAGAUGUUUUAGGUGGUUUUUUAAAUUAGAUGCAAGUCUGAUAGGCUAUUCUUAAAUAGUUUUGGGUUUGUUUGUUUGUUUUGUUUGUUUGUUUUAAAAAAGAUAAGUGUAAGUGAAACAAAACAGUUUCCAGCUCUUAGUAGUUGAGAUUCAAGUAUAAAAAGCUAUUACUGAAAGUGUUUGGGAGAUGUUUGAACAGAUCAAUAUUACCUAGAAACACAGCAUGUUUCUUACCAUUGCGAUAAUUUUAUAAGACUCUUGAUUUUUUUUUAAUGGUAUGUUUUUGAAGUGUAUAAUGAUGCACUUUUGCAAAAUUUGACAGCUCUCAUGGAAUUACUUUUUGAAUGGCUAACUUUGUUAUAUGUUUAUAAUGGAUUUAUUGAACACAAAAGAUGAAUACCCUUUAUAUUAAAUACCUAAUAUUUUUUCUUCUAUGCUCAGAUGUACAGUUUCUUGGUUUUUCCAAGAAUGAGUAAGAAGCCAGAUGACCCUUAAAGUAGUCAUCCUGUAGCAGUAAAUCAGGCAUGAAGCCUGUCUGUGCUCCAUUCUCUGAUUUUUGAGACAUCUUGGUAUCCCUGUUUAUUUUCAGGGAGAACAAUGUAUUAAGUGUGAAUUUUCACGAACGGUUUCCUGUAUACAGUACUUAUUUUUAUACUGGGGUAUUUGCAUUAAAUAAGCAUUUAUAUAUGAGGAUAAUUGAUAUUAGUACCUGAGAACUCUAAAUACAUUUUGAUAAUGCCUGCAUAAUGUUCCUGUUUGUUAUGCACAGAAGUAAAUUGUGUGUGCCUAUGUGUCUGUUUGAUUAAAGUAUUAGACUGAAUUUAUUGCAUUCUAAUUGUAUCUAGAUGCCUUCUUACAUUCACUGGGGUAUAUUUAUGUUUUAUCAAAAUACAGCUUAUAAACGAAAAUGUUUGCCAGUUUAUGUUACGGUGGCAUAGGAUUUUUGGAGACGUUGAGAAAUUGCUGGCCAUUAGACUAUUAUCAUUGGACCUAUGCACUCCUUUCUAUUCAGAAUUAAAAUUCUGUGGACAAGCUAAAGUUUACAGUAACAUUCAUUACAAUACCAUAUCUAGGUUCUUGUAUCGGUGAACAGAGGAAGACAGCUGCAGCAAAGAAUGCUAAGUGUUUCAAAUAUUGACCCAUCAUAUGUAACCAUGGCUUGUACAACAUUGUAUUGUGUAAAAGCAAUUGUAACCCAUUUUGUCAUAAUAGCUUUAUGUUCUCUUGGAAAUCGAUCCUUUCAGUUUAUAGAUAACAAGUAGCGUUUUAUAAACACUUGUUUUAGAACAAUAUUAUUAGGCCUUAUAAAAUGUAUAAAUAUUAUUAAAAUCUUCAUGAAUGAAGCUGACAAGUACUUAACAAAUGACACAAUAACAUUUUAAAAGCCAUGAAACAUUGCUUAAAGGUCCCCUUCUUUCUGUUGCUUACUUAAAUUGAACUUUAUCGGUUCCCAAAUCUAUUUGAGGUUCCUCAGAGUAACCAUGAAGAUUUCUGCCUCUGUUUUAAAAGUGAACAUGUUAAGCUUAUUGACUUUGGUACAUUCUGGCCAUAAAAAUUGUCUCUGGUCUUAUUUAUAGUAUUACAGACCAUGUACUUAAGAUACAACUCGCUAAAUAACCUGCUAUAAGAAACCUGAUUUUCAGUGUUCUUAAACGCACAGUAGAGAAAUAAAGACUGGGAUUCCAAGAACUCAUGUGUGCCUAACUACUACUAUGUAUGUGUUUCUCAGACAAUAUUCUCAUGCUACAUAGCAAGUUGCUUAGAGGCAAAUUGUGGGGGUUGAAAAAAAGACAAGUAAAAAUACCGCUGAGAAUGCCAGGUGCUUGGAUAUGCACGAAGUAGUUCUUUAGAUAACCGCAAAAUAUGUG
This is a messenger RNA of Zootoca vivipara (common lizard), 6911 nucleotides long. Lineage: Eukaryota; Metazoa; Chordata; Lepidosauria; Squamata; Lacertidae. The record is from RefSeq and is a predicted model, not a curated record.